Messenger RNA from Fulvia fulva, 2931 nucleotides. RefSeq lists its product as uncharacterized. NCBI's taxonomy places the organism in Eukaryota, Fungi, Ascomycota, Dothideomycetes, Mycosphaerellales, Mycosphaerellaceae. The record is from RefSeq and is a predicted model, not a curated record. The coding region runs from base 1 to 2931 and encodes 976 amino acids. The transcript has a single exon.
AUGGCACCAGCGAGAAAGAAGAGCCGCUUGUCCAACGAGAACGAAGCGGACUCGCGCCCGCCACAUCAGCAGCAACAACCACCGACAGCGCAGCUGCCUGACGGCCAAUCGGGCAGCGACACACAUGCGCAGGGAGAUGCUGCGACCAAGCCUCCACCCUUGGACACAGCGGCAUCCGAUCAGACUAGCGCUCCAAGCAAGCAGUCUCCGGGCAAUCGAGGCAGUUGGUACUCGUCGACUUCAUGGCGCAGUAAAGCAUCGCCUGUCGCGCAGGUUGCACGAGAGAGCAUCUCGGUAGACAAGGGAGUCAGCUCCGAGGCGUCAAGCAAGGCAGACACGGCACGUAGACCCAGCCAGAGCGUGAGCAAGAGCUUCAUGGGCAGCAGAAAGAGCAUUCCAUUGGUUGCAGAGACAUCCAAAGUCUAUGCUACCAGCGACGUGAGCUCACCGUCAUGGCAGAAGAGGGCUUUCAGCGGAGAGGAGAAGCCCAAGGCCGAAAUGUCUAAGCCGGUUGAGGAGAAGAAGAAGAAGAAGAAGAAGAAGAAGAAGAAGAAAGAGGCUGAGCAGGUGGAAGAAGCUUCGGAACCGUCAGAAUCAGUGACCAAAGAUACCGACUCGAAAGCGGAAACAGCGAGCAUAUGGCCGCCUAGCGGGACAUGGUUCGGUUGGUGGUCAAGGCCCGACGGCUAUGGUAGUGAGGCUGAGACAGGCAAGAAGAGCGAUACCAAGGCGAGACUGGAUGGCGCAGACGCAGAAGAUGCGAGCGACAGACUGACGACAGAAAGUACCCAAGACACAGAGGCGGCGAACAUUGUGCCGAGUGACGGGAUGCCUAUGCAGGCAGAGCCGACAACCACCGAAGAUGUCACUGCGCAGAAGAAACCUGAGAUGACCGCGAGUACUUCUAGUCGCUCGUGGUUCGGGCUGUGGAGCUCCUCACAGAACGAGCAAGCGAAGACCGAGAACGAACAGGUGAAGAGUGCCAGCAAGCCGCAGUCAACAUCAGAGCCUGCGCCAGAUGUUGCGGUCGCGGCAGACCCGAAACAGACCGCGAGAGACGUGAAAGACGUGAAAGACGUGACAGAGGCGGGGCCCGCGAAGCCUAUCAAGGACGAAGAGCGACCUAAAUCCUCUGGCUGGGCAUUCUGGUCAAGUGAUAAGUCGAAAGAUGUCACCCUCGAAUCGGAUGGCGACCAGAAGCAGAUCGGGGAGCUGGCUGUUGCCGACACGCCUUCACAAAGUCACCCAGAAGCUGCGCAGUUCAACCAGGAAGGCGAGCAGCGAAAGGCGAUCAAGUCUGAGACACCAGCCGAGCCCAAACGCGCAAGCUCGCUCCUUCGUCGCACUCGUGGGCGGUCGGAGAAGUCCAAAGAUCUCUCCGGAGAGACCACAGCUGCUGCAACGCCCGUAGAUUCACGACUACCAACACCCGCGGUCACGCAGUUCCACACGCCUGCUGACACGCCAGAAGCUUCGCCGGCUCCGCGAGGCAAGCAUCCUGCACAGUCCCGGCCCAACCUCAUCCUACCGACUUUCAGGGAUACCUAUCCUGCAUCACCAAGUGCUGGAGUCCUGGACCGCCUGACAAAGUACGUUGGAGAGACCUUGAGGCUACCUGGCUACAGUAACGAACGGCCGUCGCCACAUCCUUUCGUGACUUCAAGUCCACCCAAGGUUAGGAGGGCUAUCGCUAUCGGCAUUCAUGGCUACUUCCCGUCUCCGCUGCUCCGGAGCGUGAUAGGCCAGCCGACUGGGACAUCCAUUCGCUUUGCGAAUUAUGCUGCAGCUUCCGUGAAGCAGUGGUGUCAAGAGCACCAACCAGAGGUCAAGGACGUCGAGGUGGAGAAGGUUGCCCUCGAAGGCGAAGGCUACAUUGCUGAUCGGGUCACGACACUUUGGAAACUGUUGCUGAAUUGGCUGUCUCACCUUCGACAAGCAGACUUUAUUCUGGUCGCUUGUCAUAGCCAGGGUGUACCCGUGGCCAUCAUGCUGGUCGCCAAGCUCAUUCAACUAGGUGCACUUUCACCCCACGUCCGGAUUGGCAUAUGUGCUAUGGCUGGUGUGAAUCUCGGGCCAUUUCUUGAGUACAAGAGCAGGCUCUUCGGCGGCACUGCCUUGGAGCUGUUUGACUUCUGCGACAGUAAGUCGAAGGUCUCGGUCGCAUAUACCGACUCACUCGACAUCUGCCUCCGCCAUGGAGUCCGCUUGACCUUCACAGGCAGCAUUGAUGACCAGCUUGUGAGUUUGGAGUCAAGUCUGCACGUCCCGCUCAGCCAUCCCUAUGUGAACCGGCAAGUCUUCAUUGACGGUCGACUACAUAAAUCCAACUUCCUGACACACCUUGUCGUGUUCGCCAUCAAACUGCGGAACCUUGGCGUCACCGACCACGGCCUGUUGCGUGAGAUCUCAGCACCACUGGCUGGGAGCUUGGUAGGAGGCGAGGGUCAUAGUCGUGUUUACGAUGACCCGGCUGUAUAUGCGAACGCCAUCGAGUUUGCACUGGAGAGCACCGACGUGCCCUCUGCGUCCUUUUCGCCACCACCGAAUCCCGUGACGACCGACGAACAGAAGCGAAAGUCUUUGGAAGAAGCAACGCAACGUCGUGGAUCUCUUGCAUCGUAUCCGGCGAACAUGACUGCAGCCAACCAUAUGCGACGAGGAUCACUUUCGUCGUUGAUACUCGCGCCACCCGGGAUAGCGCCCAUCGUUGCGCCUUACGAAGCACCAGGCGCCGUCGGUGCUGCCGAGAAGAACCCCUUUGUCCUACCUUGGGCAGUCCGCGGCAUGCUAGAGGAAGACAUGGUCAAGCGAGACGCAAAGAUGCAGCAUGAGGUGAAGGAACUUGUUCGCGAAUUCGAAGCCUGGAGGCCGAGCAGUAAGGUUUUGAAGGACGUGAGGUGGAGGUUGGAGGGUGUUAGGAGUAUGCUUUGA